Messenger RNA from Candidula unifasciata, 3894 nucleotides. Lineage: Eukaryota; Metazoa; Mollusca; Gastropoda; Stylommatophora; Geomitridae. The record is from the annotation of a GenBank genome assembly.
AUGCAGUCCUACCAGCAGACAAAACGGCGGAAGAAACGGGUACUGCAAGCACAGAUGUUUAAAAGUGUGACAGUGGUCAGAGGAAAGGGUGGCUAUGGCUUCACAAUCUCCGGACAGAACCCAUGCAUGCUGAGUUGCAUAAUUCCCAGCAGUCCGGCACAUGCUGCAGGGCUCAAGGCAGGGGAUCUGCUGUAUUUUGUCAAUGGUCUCAAUGUUAGCAGAGCCAGUCAUGAUGAUGUCGUGCGUAUGGUAGGGCUCUCCACAGGCUCUUUAGACCUUCAGGUAGCAGAGAAUUACAACAGCUCUGACUCGUCAGAUGAUGACUACCUGCCGCGAACUAAAUCUCGUUAUCCAAAUCGAGUAAGGCCCCGCCAGAGUCUAGGGGAGAGAGGUACCAGUCAUGACAAAGCCUCGUCCUCUUGGUCAACUGUUAAACAGAGCAGCUGUGAGAGUCUGAAGCAGUACCAUCCCCCAGAAGAGGAAUCUGACCUUUCAUCCAGUUUGACAUCCCAAGAAGAUCAAGUCUGGCUGAACCCAGCGACGGUCGCAUGGCGUGGGUUUUGUCAGAAUAGACCAGAGACAACAGGUUUAUGCGGUGAAGCUAAGAGGCAGAAAAAUGAGAUGGUUGGUGUAAACACGUGCAACAAGCCUGUCGUGUCCACAGCCAGGAAGAUCUCAUCAGCAGCAGCAGUGGUUAAACGAGUACCACCGGUCUGUGAUUCCAUAAAACAUAUUCAACAGGGUAUCUUGAAACAGAAAAUCAGUGAAAAUGCCCAGAAAGACAUUUUAUCAAAGCUAGAACCAUCUUCAGCUGCAGGCCAGGGAGACAGUGAAGUAAUUGAGGGAUGUAAUAAAUACUCUAAAGUGAAUGAAAAUGUGAAAGCUAUUGUUGGCUACGUUGGGUCCAUUGAAACACCAAAUUCUCACAGACAUCCACAUCAGAGACUUCAAGCUCUGCGUAAUGCAGUAAAGAGGUUACGAUUGGAAAAGAAAGUUCACAUAUUGGUGCUGAUGGAGGUGAAGCCAUCAGGGGUGCUUCUGACAAAUGCUAUGGGAAAACAACUGGCUUUAUACCCCAGCGACAGAAUUGUCUUCAGUGGCAUUUGUUCAGAUGAUGAGCGCUUCUUUGGCUUGGUGACGCAGAGUGUACCUGACCAGGAUAAUGAUAGCUGCCAGGAAGGACGAGAAUGUUCCAACUCAACAUGUCAUAUUUUCAAGAUUGACCCCGACAUUAACGCUCACAGUGCACAUAUGCAGCAUGCUCAAGCAUUCCAGGUUUCUUGUGGGACCAGUCCUCAGUCCAGACAGUGCACUCUUUUUCCAAGGUCGGCAACAUCGCUGGCUUUUUGUAUUGCCAGUUUGUACCGUGGCAAACCUUCGAGGAAGUUUGACAGUGAUAUUGUUCAGUCCCAAGCAUUUGCAGACCCAGGUAGAGAGUUGGAGCAUUGCAACAGCCAGGGAUCUGGCAAUGAUGAGUUGCCUCUGGAGCAGAAUGAACAGGUUUGUGUGGUAGAUAUGACAAGUGGGAGGGACCUUUCGGACACCAGUGUUUUAUCCAAUGCCAUGAACACAAGCCUGAUUUCUAUGCAGAAUCAUCUGUCACCUGAGAUGGAUGUGGGUGGAGCUGGAGGCACAUCCUCACCAUGCCUGAGUUAUUCUAACAGUAGUGAAGAAUGUUGGCAGCAGGUGCUCAAGCCUAACAAUAAGUUAACCCCACAAGCCAUGCCCAGCCCUGCCUGUGUGGAGGUCUGCAAGGCCAGCUGCUCACAGUUUGGAUCAGCAGUCAAAGAUGCAGAAAACCUUAAGCAGAACAUGCAGCGCUUCCUCCAGGCACGACACCAGCUACUUGAAGAACAGAACCGCAUGCUGGGAAGUGACGGGGAAUCUUACUUUGGUGAAAAUGUGUUGUCGCUCUCUGUAUCGGAGGAUGGUCAUGCUGUAUUAGAAAGAGGUGGUGAUGGAUGUUGGCAGCCCAAGAAUGCAUUUGCAGUGCCGAAGAAUCCACCACCAGUUUCGGUUCAUCACAUGAGAGGCAGAUCAGCAUUUCACGCACUCAGACCUUCAUCUGCUCCUUUGGGAAAACACAGCAAGCCAGAAACUGUUGAACUUGAUGCCGUUAGGAAGCUCAACUUUCCUCACAACAUCCCAUCCUCCUUUGCCUUUGCCCGCUCUCCAUCUGCCCCGCCUGCACCAUUCUUUCCUCACAGGGAUUCUGAUGAGGAGGAAGAUGAUGUGAGCGACAAUGAGAACGACCCCUAUAUUCAUCAGAUCUUGGAACAGUUUGACAAAGAUCGCAUGGCAGCAAUGAAUGACGACAGUCGCAGGUUCUCAGAUGGAUUUGCUAUACCUAAGAGGAAAGAUGCGGUUGCUUCAGCAAGUGUGGAAAAAUGGACCAAGACAGGAUCAUUCAGGAGGGGUGACAAAGUAUCCUUGAAGCAGUCUUUCUGCCACUCAAUGGAGUCCCUGCCUAAUGGUGAGAAUGGAGAAAAUACAGCUACACACAAAAUGAUGACCGCCUGCAGUGUACACAGUAUUGCUGCGGCCAAUCAGCAGAACCAGGAGAAUGUGUCUAAAGCUGGGAGGGUUGCUAGCUGGGCAGUUCAGUUUGAUAAACUGUUGCAAGAUCCACUGGCAGUCAAGGUCUUUACAGAGUUCCUGGAGAAGGAGUUCAGUGCUGAAAACAUCCGAUUCUGGAAAGCCUGUGAACAGUUCCGAAGUGUGACCAGUGAGCAACAGCGAAAAAUCUUGGCUAAAGACAUCUACAACCGACACAUAGCAGCUAGAGCCAGUGACCCUGUGAAUGUGGACAACACGGCCAGGUCCUACACCGAGAGAUUCUUGGAGACUCCAACGGCCAUCAUGUUUGAUGUGCCCCAGUCCCAGAUCCUACAGCUAAUGAGGCAAGACAGCUAUCCACGAUUCUUAAAAUCCGAUCAGUACAAGAACAUGUUGGUGGAGGAGCUAGAAGGCAACAUCCAUCAUGAACCUGAGAAAACAUCGGAGAACAAAGGUGACCAGAAACAGAAUUAUGGCAAAGAAAACGGUGUCAAGCGAAGGAGAUCCAUUUUACCAUGGAAACAAUCUCAAAAGUCAGUUAAGAUGUCAUGUGAAGGAGAACAGAAAAAAAUGAGCAAGAAGGGAAAAGAAGGAAGUCACAAUCAGCUGGGUGUGGGCCUUCCAAGUCAAGGUACUACUUCCACUGCCACCACCACCACAGGCAACAAGAACAACAACAACAACAACCUGGCUAAUGUGAAGAAAUAUACUGGAUUAAAUGUUGACCUCAGCAUCAUGAGGAAGGAGGUCUUCCAACAGAAAGAGGUUGUUGGUGGCCCAGAGAGCCAGGUGAAAUUUUGUCGAGUUAUUUUGCCAGAUGGUUCAACAACUGUUGUGUGUGCCAAACCUGGCCAGACCAGUCGCUCAGUGCUCAGCAAGCUGUGUGAGAAACGCUCCAUCUCCAUCAGCAACGUGGAUGUCUUCCUGGUGGGAACAGACAAGGCUGUCGAUCUGAAUGAUGACAUUUCUACAUUGGGGUCAAAGGAAAUUGUCAUUGAGAGAAGAGUGUUAUUCCGUUUAGACUUGCCAGAUGGUAAAUCUGUUGCUGCCAAGGCCAAACCAAACCGCAGCAUCCGAGAUGUCUUGAAACCAAUUUUAACAAAAUAUGGUUACAGUCUGGAGAACAUCAGCAUGAAUGUGACUUCCUGUCAAGAGCUCAUUGGGAUGGAGAUGCCAGUGACUAAGCUUGACAACCAAAGGGUGGUGUUGGCUGUAGAACCUGAGGCAGCAGGUUUACAAAAACACAAGGGUCCUCUGUUUGGGCUUUUUCGAACAUCAGAAAAGAGAGUGGUAGACAGGAGAAGUUACGCAGGACAAGGGGAUAUCUUUAAAGAUUGA